Molecule: messenger RNA, 1271 nt
Organism: Paramisgurnus dabryanus
Lineage: Eukaryota; Metazoa; Chordata; Actinopteri; Cypriniformes; Cobitidae
Product: C-type mannose receptor 2-like
Source: RefSeq, a predicted model, not a curated record
GCAAAGUUGUAACAGCAUCAAAUGAAAGGAUUGAAUAUUAGGUACAGGACUGAAAACAACAUAACAGUAGCUGUCUCUGUGUAAAAUUCAAAGCUGUGACAGCAGUUAUGAACAUGAGUGUGUUUCUGCUGCUUCUGCUGUCAGGACUUUUGUUCAGGACUUCUGAUUCUCAGCGAAAGUACUUCUAUAUAAAUAAGAAUAUGACAUGGACAGAUGCUCAGAGUUACUGUAGAGAGAGAUACACUGAUCUGGCAACUGUAGACUCGAUGGAUGAUGUGAACAGGAUGAUAUUUUUAACAAAUGGAUACAGAGGAUCAGUGUGGAUUGGACUGCAGGGGGUGAACCAGACUGGUUGGGGUUGGUCAGAUGGAGAAAACACACUCUCUCAGUACAGUACUUGGUACAGCCCACCAGUUGAUGAACUUACAAGUUCAUGUGGGCUUAGCUAUAAUGGGAAUUGGUAUACUAGGCAAUGCUAUCGGCAUUUAUAUUUUGUAUGCUACAAUGAAACUUCUAAAUACAUCCUUUUAAGUUUGAUGAACACCUGGACAGAGGCUCAGAGUUACUGCAGACAGUAUUACACUGAUCUGGUCACCGUCCGAAAUGCUCAGGAAAAAAGCGAGCUACUUGCUGUUGUUGGAUCUGCACCAUCGGUCUGGAUCGGUCUGUUCUUAGACUCUUGGCAGUGGUCUGACCAAUGCAACUUCACCUUCAGAAACUGGGCAACAGGAUACCCAUUACAGAGUUCAGGAACUGAUGACUGUGUUGUCAUGUCAGGAGUUACUGGAAAAUGGGUCAAUUCUUCCUGUAAUGAACGGCAUCCUUUUUUCUGUUAUGACGAUGUCAAAGUUCAAACUGUCAGACUGACCUUUUCCCUUGAUGACAAAUACAAUCUGAAUGACCCUUCACUUCAAACUGCCAUUCUCCAUCAGAUAAGUGAAAAGCUAAAGAGCGCCGGACUGCAGAAUCGCAGCACAAGCAGCUGGCUAACAGAUGAAGGUGGAGAGGUGUUUCACCUGGAGAGCAAACCUAAAUCGAUUUCAAAAGAUGUGUGUGAUAAAAACUAAAAUUUAAUGAAUGCAGUUAACUUUAAAACAUACACAAUACAUAUGAAGUUAAUUAAGAUAUUUGCUCUUUGCAAUGAUGUGUGCAGUAAUAUAUUAUAUUUUAAGUAGUACAUUAACAUACAAUUUUCACCAAAUUUCUUAGGAAAGUCAUUGCUUUUUUGUAAUUACAACACUUAAAGUAGAGUGAGUUAGUAAUUCUGCAUC